Molecule: messenger RNA, 1158 nt
Organism: Cyprinodon variegatus (sheepshead minnow)
Lineage: Eukaryota; Metazoa; Chordata; Actinopteri; Cyprinodontiformes; Cyprinodontidae
Product: E3 ubiquitin-protein ligase SMURF2-like
Exons: 7
Biological process (GO): ubiquitin-dependent protein catabolic process; negative regulation of BMP signaling pathway
Molecular function (GO): ubiquitin-protein transferase activity
Source: RefSeq, a predicted model, not a curated record
UCUCUGACGCCUUCCAGUCGUCAGAACCAGGUGAAGGAUCAGGCCCAGCAGGCUCUGGUGUCCCCCGCCCAGCUCCCAGAAGAGGCAGAGUGUCUCACCGUCCCCAAGUACAAGAGAGACCUCGUUCAGAAACUCAAGAUCCUGCGUCAGGAGCUGUCCCAGCAGCAGCCUCAGGCUGGCCACUGUCGGAUCGAGGUGUCCCGUGAGGAGAUCUUUGAGGAAUCAUAUCGGCAGGUGAUGAAGAUGAGGCCUAAGGACCUAUGGAAACGGUUGAUGGUGAAGUUCAGAGGUGAAGAAGGCCUCGACUACGGAGGAGUGGCCAGGGAGUGGCUCUAUCUGCUGUCACACGAGAUGCUGAACCCUUACUACGGCCUCUUCCAGUACUCCCGCGAUGACAUCUACACGCUGCAGAUCAACCCAGAUUCUGCUGUAAAUCCUGAGCAUUUGUCAUACUUUCACUUCGUAGGCCGCAUCAUGGGGAUGGCUGUGUUCCACGGCCACUACAUUGACGGGGGUUUCACUUUGCCCUUCUACAAACAGCUGCUGGGGAAACCCAUCACCCUGGACGACAUGGAGUCCGUCGAUCCCGACCUGCACAACAGCUUGGUUUGGAUCCUGGACAACGACAUUACAGGUGUGCUGGACCACACCUUCUGUGUAGAGCACAACGCAUACGGAGAAAUCAUCCAGCAUGAGCUGAAGCCCAACGGUAAAAGCAUCCCCGUCACACAGGAUAGCAAGAAGGAGUACGUCCGCCUCUACGUCAACUGGCGCUUCCUGCGAGGCAUUGAAGCCCAGUUCCUGGCCCUGCAGAAGGGCUUCAAUGAGGUCAUCCCUCAACAUCUGCUCAAAGCUUUCGAUGAAAAGGAGCUCGAGCUGAUCGUAUGCGGGCUGGGUAAGAUCGACAUCAACGACUGGAAGUCCAACACGCGGCUGAAGCAUUGCACUCCGGACACCCACAUCGUUAAAUGGUUCUGGAAGGCUGUGGAGUCUUUCGAUGAAGAGCGCAGAGCCCGGCUGUUGCAGUUUGUCACAGGUUCCUCCAGAGUUCCUCUGCAAGGUUUUAAGGCUCUUCAAGGUGCUGCUGGACCUCGACUCUUCACUAUACACCAGAUCGACGCCAGCACCAACAACCUGCCCAAAGCCCACACCUGGUGA